Messenger RNA from Truncatella angustata, 2166 nucleotides. RefSeq lists its product as uncharacterized. Lineage: Eukaryota; Fungi; Ascomycota; Sordariomycetes; Amphisphaeriales; Sporocadaceae. Gene Ontology annotation, cellular component: membrane. Bases 182 to 1957 code for a protein of 591 amino acids. Gene Ontology annotation, molecular function: serine-type endopeptidase activity. The record is from RefSeq and is a predicted model, not a curated record. The transcript has a single exon.
GGUAACUGCCGGAGAGCGAAACCAAAAUUUCUGGAUCACGAACCAAACCAUAGCUUUCCUCUCUCUACAGAUCCGUACUUUAAAUCGGGUUACAGGCCAACCAUAGACUGCUCAGUCGACUUCAGAGUGGCGCGCCUCUCAUGGGUCAUGAUAGAUCCAUAACCGGGUCUGAAAUACGAUCAUGAACGCCCUGUCAUUGCUGACGCCGCCGUCAAGCUUCCAGAUUGGAAUCCGGGCCAUCUGCAGGCAAUCCGAACGGAGAUUUGGCGCCGCGGCCGUUCGCCAGCUCUCAAACGCAUCCCGAGGUGCUUCAGAACAAUGCCGCCCACACGGCAGUCGCGUGUCUCUUGACCCCUUCCGGCUUCUCAGGCACGACCGCUCACGAUACGAGCAACUUCUACCAAGGAUCACCGUCCGAACCAUAUUCAAGUUCCGCGCCAUCGUCCACUACAGCCAGCUACCUCAAGACUAUGAAGAUGCAAACGGUCUACCAUUCAGGAAAGAAGAACUCAACCGCACCGAAGUCAAACAAGUAUUCGGUUCAUACACAAGCCCGACCGACGCGAAUGCGUUGCUUAGGAUAAUACACGGACGAAGAGUGGCAGGCACGCUGGACGACCCGGAUUUGCAGCAGAAUUCGGCUUCCUUCCGCGGAGAAGACAAGAUCAAGGCUCUGGAAUACUUGCGCAAACAUGUUCCCGUCGAUGAGGUCAUCAACGCUGGCCUGCGCGCCGAGGACGAGCUCCGGUUGCUCGAGGAGCAUGAGAAGGAGGGUGAGGUGAUGGAGGAGCAGCAUGAAGAGACAAGCCCCCAGAAGACACAUCCGGCUCCUGCUUCAGGAGAACCAGUCGUGGAAGAUCAAGCAAGCCUACCAUCAGGUCGCUUGCCAAACCGGACAGCUAGCUCGCCGUAUGGAGAGAGCACCUUUGAUCGGAUCCGCAAGCGCAAUUUAGCGAUACAGGCCGAAAAGGACAGGAUUGCGGAGGAGGAACGCCUCAAACGUGAAGAGGAAGAAGCACUUGGAAACAUUGGCACCUUGCAGACGGAACAGGCGAGGCCGAGGGCUGUGAGCGCUUGGAGGGCAAAGCAUGAAGAGCGAGCUACAUCUGACCUCACAGCACCACCCGAGAUGAAGGCCUGGGAGCGGUUACUUCCUGCUACUACUUUUACUGUCCUACUGAUCGCCGCCUGUUUUGUCCUGGCUGCCUACUACACGCCCCCAAGACGCGACGGGAGAGUCUGGCCGGACAUCCCACCGGCCGCCGCCACAUGUAUUGGACUUAUCCUCGUCAACAUUGGAGUAUUUGCCUUAUGGAGGUUCCCGCCUGCCUGGGCAUGGCUCAACAGAUACUUCCUGGUGGUUCCUGCCACACCACGUCCUCUGCAGCUGAUCGGUGCUCUUUUCUCGCACCAGUCGUGGGGACACAUGGCCGGCAACAUGGUUGCUCUGUGGUUCUUUGGUAUUCGUCUCCACGACGAGAUUGGUCGGGGCAAUUUCCUGGCUCUUUACUUCGCCUCCGGUACUGUCGGAUUCUUAGCGAGCAUGUUCAACCUCGUUCUUUGGCGGGGUCUCGAAUUCACGACGCUAGGUGCCUCAGGUGCCAUUUACGGAAUCAUUACAGCCUUCUUCUGGAUGCAUCGGAAGGAAGAGUUCAAGAUUUUUGGAUACCCACCUGACCCGUGGUCGGGCCCUACCGGUGCUGUGUUCCUUGGUCUUCUGAUCGGACUGCAUGCAUACGCCGGCCUGUUCUCCAGUGCUGCAGCGGCGAUGAGCUUGGAUGUGGCGUCGCAUGUCGGUGGUAUCUUUGCCGGUCUAGCCGGCGUUGAAAUUGUACAAAGGAAUCUGAGCGAACGGGCAAGGGAAAGAGCCGAGAGGGCAAAGGCAGAGUCCAGAAGCAUCGAUGUUCUGGGCAAGGUCGUGGAGCAGAGGCCGAAGGGUGAGAAAUCUACCGAGUAACAGGCGCCAUGCUGUCUAACAUGACCUACUGAAUAUCUGUACCAUAUAAAUCUUCACAAUCCCCCACUUUAGACUACAUAUACAGCAUGAUUGGUAUUGGUGGAGCAUUGGUGGAAAGGCGUCAUGUAGAAACGAGUACGGGUGUACAAUCUCAUAUAUAUAUAUAUCUUGUAUCUAGACGUUGGUUGUUCAUUUUUGAAAAUCUUGCU